AUGGACGCUUUAAUUCAAGCAAAGUUAGUCAUUGUCCGAACUGUUCAAGGUGAGUCCUUUGAAGAAGAAUUGAGAACUUUGAACAAAGGCGAGGACAUAAUAAAACACAGCCCAUUGAAGAAUCUCAAUGUGUUUUUGGACAAGGAAGGUCUGCUGCGAGUAGGAGGACGUGUGACUUCUGCUGAAAUAACUCAAGAACAAAGUCAGCCUAUUGUGAUUCCGAAGAAGCAUCACAUUGCUGCCUUGCUGGUCCAGUUCUACCACGAACAGGUUGCGCAUCAAGGCAGACAUAUCACUGAAGGAGCCGUCAGGUCUGCUGGACUGUGGAUCCUUGGAGGAAAAAAGUUGGUUUCAAAUCUACUCAACAAAUGCACAACCUGCCGCAGGUUAAGAGGGAAUGUUCAACAACAAAAAAUGGCAGACCUUCCGGCUGAUCGUCUUUUCCAAUCUCCUCCUUUUACACAUGUCGGAGUAGAUGUGUUUGGACCGUGGAACAUAUGCAUCCGUCGUACAAGAGGUGGAGUGGUAGAAAAUAAACGAUGGGCAGUAAUGUUCACCUGUUUGGUCACACGAGGAGUUCACAUCGAGGUUGUGGAGUCUCUCUCUACUUCAAGUUUCAUAAACGCGCUCAGAAGGUUCCUGGCCAUAAGAGGACCCACCAAACUUUUCCGUUCAGAUUGUGGAACGAACUUUGUAGGAGCAUGCAAGGAGCUUCAGAUAAGUUCAGACCCAGAGCUUCAAUCCUACCUCAAAAAGGAGGCAUGCACUUGGAAGUUUAACCCACCUCACUCUUCUCACAUGGGAGGGGUGUGGGAAAGAAUGAUUGGUGUGGCUCGACGUAUCUUGGAUGCUAUGAUGCUGAAGGUUCAUUCUCCAAAUCUGACUCAUGAAGUACUUGUGACGCUCAUGGCAGAGGUAACAGCCAUAAUGAAUGGUCGUCCAUUAGUACCUGUGUCAUCGGAUCCUCAACAACCUGAUUUACUGACUCCGGGGGCUCUUCUCACUCAGAAAAUCUGUCCCGCUUCUAUUCCUCCUGGGGACUUCGAUCCAAAAGACUUGUACCGGAAGCAAUGGAAACAGGUGAAAAGUCUGGCUAACUCAUUCUGGAAACGAUGGCGAGAAGAGUAUCUUGCUACCCUUCAACCAAGAAGAAAAUGGCAAGCAGAUCAACCAAACUUAGCCAUUGGUGACGUUGUCCUCUUAAAGGACUCUCAGGUCAAAAGAAACGAAUGGCCUACUGGACUUAUUGUGAACACUUAUCCUGGGAGAGAUAAAAGAGUACGUAAAGUAGAUGUCCGCAUAGUUAAAGAAGGUACUCCUAAGGUGUACUCAAGACCUGUUUCGGAAAUUGUGUUAUUAGUAAAGGGUUAAUAGUGUAAUAGUAGUAUUCCAGGCGGGGAGUGUACUGCCCAUUGUGAGAAGAGGUAUUUGGGUUUUGAGUUUCUUGUGUUUUGUCCACUCAGAGUUUCCGUAGCUCAGUUGUUCUCAUAACAUUCCCCCUGCAAGUCGAUCUCCAGAGUGUUAAAGUUUCUGAACUGUCAUUUCGGUCUCUGACGAAUAUCUGUCUUUUUACAGUCCUUUCAGUAAAACACCACAAUACAGCAAGAAGCUUCUGGUACUUUAUUGGAAACUGUUAGCUAUCUGUAAA
Molecule: messenger RNA, 1648 nt
Organism: Pimephales promelas (fathead minnow)
Lineage: Eukaryota; Metazoa; Chordata; Actinopteri; Cypriniformes; Leuciscidae
Source: RefSeq, a predicted model, not a curated record